Molecule: messenger RNA, 2882 nt
Organism: Exophiala dermatitidis NIH/UT8656
Lineage: Eukaryota; Fungi; Ascomycota; Eurotiomycetes; Chaetothyriales; Herpotrichiellaceae
Exons: 1
Coding region: 298-2298 (666 amino acids)
Biological process (GO): amino acid transmembrane transport
Cellular component (GO): vacuolar membrane
Molecular function (GO): amino acid transmembrane transporter activity
Source: RefSeq, a predicted model, not a curated record
CCUUGCGCCUAUCGCAUGCCUGGUAACAUCAUCUCCGCCAUGGAUUGCCCUGCCUACAUCGGUUAUGACCUCUGCAAGAUCUGGAUUGCCUCCAUGGUCUGCCCUGUCUACCUAGGUACUAGUAGACAUUUCCAUUGCUACUGAAAUUUUCCUCUCAUACGGUUGUCUGCUGGGGAUCAGCUCCCUCGUUGUGUGUUGCUAAAUACCAAUUGAUACAGCUGCUUUGAUUAUGCUCUGAAUCCCAGUACCAGACGUGUUUCGAUCUCUUGUUGUCACAGUAUCGAUCCGGCGAGAACUAUGAGCCAGCGGAACAGACAUGCUCCCCCGACGAGCUGGGAUGCCUACGAACAUGGACGCGCUUCUUCCUUCGGCUCCCUUGGCUCGGUUCCCGAGAAUGAACAGCAGGCUGCAUUCUCCCCUUCUACUCCACCUGCUCACCACUGGCAAGGCCGGGAUUCGGACGACAACACUCCCGGGUUGAGGCGGACAUCUUCGAUAUCCAAGAGAUUCGACAGUCUGCGGCAUAUGGGAGGGCCAAACAGCAUAGACAAUUUUGCCAAAUCGCUUCAAAGAGCUGCUGGGUUCCGAGAGAUAACACCGGUUCGGAGAAACUCAAUCAGUGCUCCAGGUGAUGAAGAAGCUGGCGAAGAACAUCCCGAACCAAGUACGGCUCAGCAAAAUAGAUCACUUUUGAGGCAGCAAUUGAACGCAUAUCACAUACAGCAGGGGAACGAGGAAGCGCUGCAGGACGAUCAAGGGGAAACGGAGGAACCGACGGAAGAGUCACGGUUGCUACCUGGUGACAACCAUGAGAUACACAAGUACACCGUUGAAUCGCCAUCGUCCGGGCCGUUGCUUGCUUCCCAGCUCGGGACCAGCUAUGGGAGCAUAUCAUCAAGGUUGACGCCCGCUGCACGGCGACGCGCAUCGAUCCUCAUUGCCGAGCAAGAAGAAACCAACAGACGAGCAAGAGAACAUCCGGAAGAUUUCAAGGACGAACCACAUAGAGAGCUUGAGCGGGAGGUUCUGCCUGAUGGUGAGAUCAUCACACGUACAGUGGGCGAAUCCACGGUUCCAAUGACCGUCUUCAACUCCACGAACGUUCUAAUUGGUGUGGGCAUUCUGGCUCUCCCACUCGGUAUCAAAUAUUCUGGUUGGGUCCUUGGCCUCCUUUUACUCACCCUUGCCGCCAUAUCCACCGCUUACACCGCAAAGCUCCUUGCGAAAUGUUUGGACACUAACACUGGAUCAACCACGUAUGGAGAUAUUGCCUUUCUUGCAUUUGAUACCUGGGGCCGAAACUUUGUGGAAACAUUGUUCAUUCUCGAGCUCACAGCGGCCAAUGUCGCCCUCAUCAUCCUGUUCGGUGACAGCAUGAACUCGCUAGUCCCAGCUGUAGGCGUGAACGAGUGGAAGGCUCUUCUUGCCAUUGGUCUAAUCCCGUUGAACUUUGUCCCGUUCAGAACCCUGAGCAUCACCAGUGUGAUUGGGAUAUUUUGCUGCUUUGGCAUCCUCAUCAUCGUCUUCGUCGAUGGCUUGAUCAAACCCCAUAGUCCAGGGUCGUUACGAGAGGUGGCCAAAACCUACGCCUUCCCAGCAAACUGGAAGACCUUGCCUCUCAGCUUGGGGCUAUUCAUGGCUCCAUGGGGCGGACACAGCGUUUUCCCUGCCAUCUACCGAGACAUGCGGCAUCCACAAAAAUACGGCCGCGCCGUCAAACAUACUUACAUCUUCACCUACGGGCUGGAUGUGUCCAUGGGCGUCCUGGGUUACUUGAUGUUUGGCGACCAUGUACGGGAUGAAGUUACAUCAAACAUCCUCCGCGACACUUCUUAUCCACAUGCACUCUCCGUCCUGUUGGUGGUGCUGAUUUGCAUUAUCCCUGUCACCAAGAUCCCCCUGUCUAAUCGCCCGAUCAUGGACACGUUGAACAAGAAGUUCCGUAUUGAUCUGCGUGAAAUGGAUCCCAAAGCACGGUUGCACAGUCAGAGAAACUGGAAACACCGUGCCGGGCGCACCGCUGUUGCCAUCAUGGUUAAUCUCAUCCCGCUGGGGGUUUCAAUUGGGUUUCCGGAUUUUGACAGCAUCAUGGCAUUGAUGGGUUCGGCGUUUUGUUUCACCAUCUGCAUCAUCAUGCCCGUGAGUUUCUACCUGAAGAUCUUCAGCAGCGAAGAUAAGGGCAUUAGCCUACUGGAACGGGUUUUGGAUUGGUGCCUCCUCAUCAUCUGCACUGUCUUGGCAGUCCUGGGCACGGUAUUUGCUAUUCUGCCAAAAGAGAAGAUUGGCCUCGCCGAGUGAAUUGAUCCAGUUAUCUUGACGGAAAGCCCAUUGUUGUUGCACGGGCAUCAAUGCGAAUGGGGCUUUUCAAGGUUGUCAAGUCGAGUGCCAUGAUGCUGUGGGAUAUUUCACAGCUACCUUGGCUUUGUGGUAUGAUCGGUGUAACUGCGAGCCUCAUCUGCCUGCGUUAGUGUGUUUUGAGCAACAGAGAUCUAUGGGAUGCGGUUUGUCGCGAGCCCGCAAAGGAAAUGGGCCGGCGUUUUCCAGCGUAGCGUUUGCGUUCUUGUUUAAUGAUAAUGUAGAUAUCUCCAUGCAAAUGGCAUGGUGGCACCCUACCAUUUCGGUGAAUUUCCCUUUUCCACAUUGAUUGACCAUGCCGCAAGCGCUGCUUCCGGGCAGUAGGAAUAAACACAAUGCCCGCUACGUCCAUCGGAAGCAGUUCAAGGUACUGCUGCCACCACGCAAACUAGUACUGUACCCCGGACAUACUAGUCUCCGCUUUCGUUUCCAUUUCCAUCAAAGAUUUAUAUCGUGCAGCCAAACCUCCUGCGUCACGCGGUGCGAGAACCUACUGGCAGCAAGAAUCUCAACCAUCUGGGCCUCAC